AUGAUGAUAGCAGCUGCCGUAAGUGGUGCAACUCCAUCCGAUAAAGCGAAUAACCAACCCAUAGAAUCGCCAGAGAAAGAAACUCCAUCCACAUCGAUGAAUGGAAAACCAGCCUUCAGAGCCUCUGCCGAGCUUGAAAAUAUUAAGGGAUAUGGAUCUCCUCCAAACAGCAAAAACAGUAAUAUAGGUGUGGACACCCCCUUAAAUGUAUCCCCUACCGUUCCUCCUGUAACCGACUCAUCUUUGCAAAUGAGUUUUAAUGACCUUAGUGAAAGCGAGAAGGAAGUAAUCCUUAACCUAUUAACAAACGUUCCCGACUCGUUCUUGUCCUUCUCAAAAGAACAAGGAACAAAUACGGUGAAGAUUGUUUACAAGUCAGGUUCUGAUCCAACUACGGAAAGGAAUACCUCUAAGGUCUCAUCAUCAUGUAACAAUAGUAACGGCAGCGACACCUCUAGAAAAACCAUGAGAUCUUUAGACUGGGCACUUCGCUUGUUGGACGAUAUAUACAAUGCGAGAUACCAAUGCUUUCUUUCCGAGAUAGCCUCUCCCGAUGGUACCUUGGAAGCGUUUUCGUCAUUCGUGUUUAACCAUUUGUCGAAAAAACUUGGACUGGAGAGCCUUGUAAAACAAACAACCACCGAAUUGCUAGAAUGUGUAAAAUAUUAUAGGGAAGAAAACAAACAAUUAGAGCUGUUUGGCCUCUUUCUCACACCUUACUAUUCUGCCGUGGACUUGAUGUUUUUCCUGUACUGUAGAUCCCAAGUAAUCAAUGAAUGUAUUGAGGGAGAUAGAAUUCCAUAUGUUAAUAGAUAUAAGAGAGUUAAAUUAGGAGUGGUCCCUCAUUAUGUUCCAUUGUCAAGGCUUGCUUAUCUCAUCAAAAGGUCAUUAAGAGAUCAACCAAGACAGCUGGUGUCAAACUGUACGAAUGAAUUCAAAAAGUUGUUGUCGAAGAAGAAAAAGAAAGACCAGAAGAAGAAGGAUUCUAGAUUUUGUCGAGAAGAAAAUAUUGAGUUGUAUGAAUUUUUGAUCAUUCUUUUAGUGAACUAUAAGGCAUUCAGAGAAUCAAAGAAUUCAGCCAAUCAAUAUUUCUUUUAUACUAUUCUUCCGGAAGAGGUGCCUUCCUAUAACAGAAUCAGAAAUAAGGAUCUUCUACCCUAUAUUGUUUUAAGAGAAACCUCUUUUUUCAAGGGCUUCAAGACAUCAAAGAGACUUGCUGAUUCUACAGGAAAAGAUAUUGUUUUAAAGGGAGACGCUUCCUACAACAAUGUUCUGUUGGAUCUUAACACAGAAGCAGAUAUGAUGGAGCAAAGAAAACAGCGCAAACAAGAGAGGCAAAACAAAUUAGAUAUAACAUCAGAAGAAAACGAUCUAAUGACUGCAUUCCUAACUAACACGUCCACCAUCAUCUCACCUGCUUUAUCAGGAAGUAAAAGGGGGAAAUUAGGCACCUUGCUUGUAGAAGAAGCUGUAAAAGCUGAAAAAAACGACAGUUUGGUGAAAGAGUUGAGUAAUCUUCCAUUGGAUGAUUUACUUGACCAUCUUUCACACAGUAAUACUUUUGAAGAAAGCUUGAGAUCAUCAAAUAAUUUUAACAAUAUUAUUACAGAUUUUAGUGAUCUUCAAAUUCAUGAAGAGGAAGAUGAGGAAGACGAAGAAACUCUACUUCAGCAACUGCAAGAGACGAUUGCAAAGAUUGAGAAGAAAAGGUUCAAGAAAGCAGUAAGCGAUUCUUUAGAAGAUGAAUUUAAGGAUCAUUUGUUAAGGCGAUCAUCCUCUCUGUCAGCAACGAAUCAUUCUUCCCUUAAUGACCAAGACAGUUCUUCUUAUCAAGAUUUGGAAUCUAUUUCUAUUGGAGAAGGUUAUGAACUUGACGAUGAAUUUAUAGAUGGCGAUGAAGAACACCACAUAUACCACGAAAAAGAGCAUACUCUCAAACAACUAAAAGAAAAGCUUCCUAGAAAGGAUGUCUAUGAAUUGAGAGAGGAAGAAGAUAUUGUUCCUCCUUCUCCUGCCCACUCAAGAAUACCACAAGAAGUCACUCAGCAGGCAUCUCCUGCCGUUUCAGGCAUUGCCUUGCUCUCUCCUCCAAUUUCUCCUAAUUGUAAUCAAUAA
This is a messenger RNA of Naegleria fowleri, 2115 nucleotides long. RefSeq lists its product as uncharacterized. The coding region runs from base 1 to 2115 and encodes 704 amino acids. Lineage: Eukaryota; Heterolobosea; Eutetramitea; Acrasida; Naegleriidae. The record is from RefSeq and is a predicted model, not a curated record. The transcript has a single exon.